CAAAAUCUACAAACAAUUGUUUAAUAUUUUAGCACACAGUCUUCAAACGUUUCUAUAAAUUGUUGCAGAAGGGUGGCACAAAUAGAUACACAUGCAUAAAGAUAUGGAACUCUUUAUCUUCUUUUUAUCUAUUUGCCUGUGUCUCUUGCUCAAACCACUCCUCUCUCUUCUUCUUCCAUCCUCAAAAUCCACCACCAAGCAUCUCCCACCAGGACCUUCAAGAAUUGCCUUCUUGGCCAGCUUUGUUUUCCUACGAAAAUCAUUUUUUGAAUUCGGACCCAUCAUCUCUAACCUACGCCGGAAAUAUGGGCCUCUUAUCACCGUUCAUCUUGGUUCUAGCCCCACCAUUUUUAUCACCAACAACACUCUUGUCCACCAAGCUCUCGUCCUGAAUGGGGCCACAUUCGCCGAUCGCCCUAAAUCCAUUCACAACCUGACUGCUAGCCAUUCCUGGAAAAUCAUUAGUAAUUCUCCUUAUGGAUCGACUUGGCGUGCCCUGAGGCGUAACCUUACAGGGGGAGUUCUCCAUCCUUCUCAGCUCAAGUCCUUUUCACAUGCUCGAAAGCGAGUUUUAGACAAUUUAAUUGCAGGUCUUGAACAUGAUUCUAAGGAUAACAAGGCUAUCUAUGUAGCGGAACAUUUUCGGUAUGCAAUAUUCUCCUUGUUGGUUCUCCUGUGUUUUGGAGAUAAUAUUGAUGACAAUCAAAUGAAAGAAAUUGAAGUUGCACAAAAGGAGUCUUUCUUGAGCUACCAGCGAAUGAAAUUGUUCUUUAUCAUGCCAAAGUUGGGGAAGUUCUUCUUCAGAAAGCUAUGGAAUGAGCUCAAUAACGCUAUGAUUAAUUGUAACAAUGUUUUCCUCUUCAUGGUAAGAUCAAGAAAGCAAGAAAUUAGCGCAAGGAAAAAUCAAGAAAGCCUUUCCUACGUUGAUACAUUGCUAGAUUUUCAGCUUCCGGGAGAGGAGGGGACUCUUGCAGAAAACCAUAUAGUGGGUUUGUGCAGUGAAUUUAUCACUGCAGGAACCGAUUCAACAACUAGUGCAUUGCAAUGGAUCAUGGCAUGCAUAGUUAAGUACCCAUCUGUUCAAGCCAAGGUCUAUGAAGAAAUGAAAGCAGUUCUAGGGCAAGAAAAUCAAUGGGUUCAAGAAGAUGAUUUGCAAAAGAUGCCGUACUUGCGAGCGGUGAUUCUUGAAGGUUUACGGCGCCAUCCGCCAGGAUAUGCUCCGGCCACGCCGCAUGCAGUGACGGAAGAUGUAGAAUUGGGUGGCUACACUUUACCCAAAGGCACUGCAGUGAACUUCUUGAUACCAGAUAUAGGGAGAGAUCCAAAUGUUUGGGAACAUCCAUUAGAGUUCAAGCCUGAAAGACUCUUGAAAAGCGAUGAUACUAGUGAAGAUGAUAGUUUUGAUAUAACAGGAAAAGGAGAGAUUAAAAUGAUGCCAUUUGGUGCAGGAAGGAGAAUUUGCCCUGGUAAUGGGGUGGCAAUGCUUCAUUUGACAUACAUCGUAGCCAAUUUGGUCUGGCAUUUCGAGUGGUCGCCACCGGAUGGGGAAGAAGUUGAUUUGACAGAGAAAUAUGAGAUCACCAUAUCAAUGAAGCGUGCACUCAAAGCUUGCUUAUCUCCUCGAUUUAAGUAACUCAAGUUGGAAAGCAUGCUUUCUUAUAAGUAUAUAUAAUAAGAAACAGGCCAAUCACUUCUGUUUAGAGCCAGGUUACAUUAUGAUUUGAACUUACUUCCAUUCCAUGCAUAUAUUGUUAAUAAAAAGGGUUAAUUACUAAAUCAA
Messenger RNA from Ricinus communis (castor bean), 1780 nucleotides. RefSeq names its product cytochrome P450 89A2. The transcript has a single exon. The record is from RefSeq and is a predicted model, not a curated record. Lineage: Eukaryota; Viridiplantae; Streptophyta; Magnoliopsida; Malpighiales; Euphorbiaceae. The coding region runs from base 92 to 1633 and encodes 513 amino acids. Gene Ontology annotation, molecular function: iron ion binding; heme binding; oxidoreductase activity, acting on paired donors, with incorporation or reduction of molecular oxygen, NAD(P)H as one donor, and incorporation of one atom of oxygen. Gene Ontology annotation, cellular component: membrane.